GGCUGGACCUCAGCUGUCAGAGCUGCCGAGGCUGCGACGGUACAGCGGCUGAACCUUGGCCGCGCCACAGCCGGGCCGGAGCGCAGGAGUCGACGGGGUCCGGCCGGGAUGGUGCUGCGGUGCUUCCGCGGCGCGCACACGCACUGAGUGGGCCCAAGCUGGGCCGCGCGCCCCCCGCGCCCCCCGCCGCCCCGAUCCCGGCCGGCAUGAUGUGCCUGGAAUGCGCCUCGGCGGCGGCGGGCGGCGCGGAGGAGGAGGAGGCGGACGCGGAGCGGCGGCGCCGGCGCCGGGGGGCGCAGCUAGGGGCUGGCGGUGGUGGUUGCUGCGGGGCGCGGGCAGCGGGUGCCGCUGGAGUCGCAGCCGCCGACGAUGAGGUUCAGACGCUGUCGGGCAGCGUGAGGCGAGCCCCGUCCGGACCUCCCAGCACCCCGAGCACCCCCAACUGCGCAGCCGCUGCCAAGGGCUCCGGCGCGCAGCAGCCCAAACCCGCCAGCUUGGGCCGCGGGCGAGGGGCAGCCGCCGCCAUCCUUAGCUUGGGCAACGUGCUCAACUACCUGGACAGGUACACCGUAGCAGGAGUCCUUCUAGACAUCCAGCAGCACUUUGGGGUCAAGGACCGAGGCGCUGGCUUGCUGCAGUCAGUGUUUAUCUGCAGCUUCAUGGUGGCUGCCCCCAUCUUUGGCUACCUGGGCGACCGCUUCAACAGGAAGGUGAUCCUCAGCUGCGGCAUUUUCUUCUGGUCGGCAGUCACCUUCUCCAGCUCCUUCAUUCCCCAGCAGCACUUCUGGCUGCUGGUCCUGUCCCGGGGGCUGGUGGGCAUCGGCGAGGCCAGCUAUUCCACCAUUGCACCCACCAUCAUUGGAGACCUCUUCACCAAGAACACACGCACGCUCAUGCUCUCUGUCUUCUACUUUGCCAUCCCACUGGGCAGCGGCCUGGGCUACAUCACCGGCUCCAGUGUGAAGCAGGCGGCUGGAGACUGGCACUGGGCCUUGCGGGUGUCCCCCAUCGUGGGCAUGAUCACAGGAACACUCAUCCUUGUCCUGGUCCCGGCCACUAAGAGAGGCCAUGCCGACCAGCUCGGGGGACAGCUCAAGGCACGGACGUCAUGGCUGCGUGACAUGAGGGCCCUGAUCCACAACCGCAGCUACGUCUUCUCCUCCCUGGCCACGUCGACCGUGUCCUUCGCCACAGGAGCCCUGGGCAUGUGGAUCCCACUCUACCUGUACCGCGCCCAAGUCGUGCAGAAGACGGUGGAGACAUGCAGCAGCCCUCCUUGUGGGGCCAAGGACAGUCUCAUCUUCGGGGCCAUCACCUGCUUUACGGGCUUUCUGGGUGUGGUCACGGGGGCAGGAGCCACACGCUGGUGCCGCCUGCGGACCCAGCGGGCUGACCCACUGGUGUGUGCUGUGGGUAUGCUGGGCUCUGCCAUCUUCAUCUGCCUCAUCUUCGUGGCCGCCAAGAGCAGCAUCGUGGGGGCCUAUAUCUGCAUCUUUGUCGGGGAGACGCUGCUGUUUUCUAAUUGGGCCAUCACUGCAGACAUCCUCAUGUAUGUGGUCAUCCCCACGAGACGGGCCACCGCUGUGGCCCUUCAGAGCUUCACCUCUCACCUGCUGGGGGAUGCCGGCAGCCCCUACCUCAUCGGCUAUAUCUCUGACCUGAUCCGCCAGAGCACCAAGGACUCCCCGCUCUGGGAGUUCCUGAGUCUGGGCUACGCUCUCAUGCUCUGCCCCUUCGUCGUGGUCCUGGGUGGCAUGUUCUUCCUUGCCACUGCUCUCUUCUUCCUCAGUGACCGGGCCAAGGCUGAGCAGCAGGUGAACGAGCUGGUGAUGCCACCUGCAUCCGUGAAGGUCUGAGGCGGUGCCUCUGGGACUAUGACGAAGCCUCGGUCCCACCUAAUCUGGGCGCCCUACAGCAUCUCAGCCCUGCUGGGCUGUCCAGCUUUCCACGUGACCUACGGCUGGGCGCACACCCACUCUGGUCUGGGACUGCAGAGUGGCCAUGGCUCCAAGAGACCAUGUCCUCAACGAACCUGGAAGGCUGUGUGUGCUGGGGCCGUGUGGUUGGACAGACCCCCACCCCUGGCUUUGGGCUGCAGGGCCCCUGGGGCCCAGGGAGAAGACAGCCCCCAUUGGGUGUGUGGAGCGAGCCUGGCCUGUCACCAGCGUAUGUGCCCCUGGGCGAUUCCCUGCCCUCUCCAGACCGUGGGGCCAGGGGGCUGGACUUUCCCACGCAGCUUGCCGGACAAGGCACUAUCUGCAGCUUUGAAGACCCACCAGCUCCUGGACUGCACAGAGAGGAGGUAGCCCAGGCCUCAGGGUGGCACUUCAGGCUCUGAGGCUCCCUGAAGAGCCUGGUGUGUGGGGGCCACAGCCUUUCAGCUGGGCCUCUGACCUUGGGGCCAUUAGAUUCAACCUGGCAGAGCCGCGCACCUGUCACUGGGCACUCCCAACCUGGCUAGUCCCUCUGGAGGGCACUUGUCUGCUGCCUUGGGCUGGCUCUCAGCCUGAAGCUCUCAGGUGGGGACCAUCCCAACAGGGAGCUGGCAUCACCAGGGGUGAAGGCCCUGAUGACUGCUACACACCACCCGUGCCCCGGGGCCUGAGAUGUCUGGAGAGCCUCUGUUCAUCUCGUCCCGGUUCCCACAGAAGCCAGGACUCCUAUGCCAGGCUGGGUCCUUCCCAGCGGCAGGGCCCAGACGACUAUUCCCAGAAUCCACGGGGCAGUAGCCAGGGCUCUGGCUGCCAUCCACUCAACUUCCUGACCCAGGGAACAGUCUGGGGGAGGCUGAGGUCCACUGAGACCAAUACCCCAGAGCCACCUCCACCUUGGCUGCUGCUGCUCACAUGCAUUUAUUUCCACAUAGCCCUGCUGCCCUUGGCCUCCGACCACCCCUGCAAUCCCAUCUGCACACAUGAACCCAUCCUCAUAGCCACACAGGGUGUAGCUGCCAACUCAACACAUACCUGGCCCCCAGCGUGGUUUCUCAUACCCCUCUGCCCCACAUACUCCCUUCCCUGCACAUUUGCUGGAAUCAAGGUGGUUCCCAUCUGGGGGCUGCUUGUGGCCAGUAGGAGCCCCUAAGAGCCAGCUUAGACAAUGCUCUUUGCCCUGUAGUUACUGGCUGGUGUGGCUUCCGUGGUGUGUAAGCUAGUGGAAUACCCACUCCCCACCAAGUUCUGGGGCACCCUGGGGGGGCCUAAACAGGGGGUGGGAUCCCCCAAAGACCAGCCUGGCCUCUACCCCAACCCCAACUGGGGCCCCAACAAUGUUUUCUUGUUGUACAAGAACCAGGUCCAAGUGUUGCCUCCUCUUCCUUCCGGAAGCCAAACUGCUCCUUUAUUUUUUAGAGCUGCUGAUUGUGAAUCUCGAGAGUCUUAAGAGAGAAGCCAAAUAUAUUCCUCUUGUAAAUGAAGAAAUAAACCUAUUUAAAUCAUG
Hipposideros armiger (great roundleaf bat) is the source of this 3438-nucleotide messenger RNA. RefSeq names its product SPNS lysolipid transporter 2, sphingosine-1-phosphate (gene SPNS2). Gene Ontology annotation, molecular function: sphingolipid intramembrane carrier activity; transmembrane transporter activity. Lineage: Eukaryota; Metazoa; Chordata; Mammalia; Chiroptera; Hipposideridae. The record is from RefSeq and is a predicted model, not a curated record. Gene Ontology annotation, cellular component: membrane. Bases 207 to 1856 code for a protein of 549 amino acids. The transcript is spliced from 13 exons. Gene Ontology annotation, biological process: transmembrane transport; lipid transport; sphingosine-1-phosphate receptor signaling pathway.